Molecule: messenger RNA, 5597 nt
Organism: Sitophilus oryzae (rice weevil)
Lineage: Eukaryota; Metazoa; Arthropoda; Insecta; Coleoptera; Curculionidae
Gene: Spn
Product: neurabin-1
Exons: 19
Coding region: 113-4219 (1368 amino acids)
Biological process (GO): neuron projection development; actin filament organization; calcium-mediated signaling
Cellular component (GO): actin cytoskeleton; cytoplasm; postsynaptic density
Molecular function (GO): actin filament binding
Source: RefSeq, a predicted model, not a curated record
CUUUUCCUGUUUUUUUUCUUCUAUUUAACGACGACAACAACAACAUUGCAACGGUGGUGCGUGCCCACAACAUGACGGAAAGAUCAAACAACGCCACCAGAAACAGUAAUAAAUGGUGAAACGUGCAUCAGUGUGGAGAAUGUGUCUGAGAAUAAGGCUGCUCUGUAUAGACUGUUCAGGAAACCAUGAAAAUCACAAAAACGAAAAUAAGACUGACGAUUCUUUAAUAGUGCCAAAAAGAACAAAAGUUUCUAGUAUCUCACUCAACAUUCCGGCCGCUGGACUAGGUAGUAGGCCUGCCUCUAUUGUUACAACCUCCGAUGAAGGUGGAUUUAAUGAACCUUCGCCAAAGAUUGAAGCUAGACUAAAACCCCACGAGGAAUCUCUGUACGAUUUUCCUUUGAACGAGGAUAUCCCUGUGAAAUAUAGCGAUAACUCUCCCGAAGAUGUUAGCGAAUACUGCGAGGGAGACGUGGUCAAAGACAACCCCAUUAAGCUCACUCAAGCCGAGAUAGAAGCUCUUUACGCCGUUCCCAACAAGAACAAACCCGGCUCUAGUGUACCAGCUCCAGAAGAGAAGCAAUAUUCGGUGCCCGAAAAGAGAAACCUAGAUUUCGACAAGACGGUAUCUCCUACGGACUCCGAUGCAGACUACGCGGUUCCUUACCGAUCACCCACGGUGAUUCACCAGAAAUCGGUCACCUCGACUGAUUCCGACGCCUCCCAGGUAACGGUUAUACCGGCCCAGCAUUCGAUCGACUCGGAUAUUAUGUACAACAGUCAAGCGCCGAUACUCAAUUCGGUAUUAUCGGAAUUGGAGAGCCAGGAGAGCUUCGAUAACAGCUGUCAGAAGUUUUUGAAGAACGAACGCGAGUGCGAAUCACGCUCGGUCAGGCCGGAACCUUUCAUAAUCAGUCGGGAGGUGUUGCAGAAUGAUAAACAUGUGAAGACGCCGGAGAAUCAAAGGUCGGAGGCGAAUAUUUUGGACGCGAACGACGUGGAGUACGCUGACGCUAGUGACAUUGAGCUCGAACAGCCUACUAAAACUGAAAAAGUCAUUGACGUGAUGACGCCGGAUGAGGCGGAGAAUUUACUUAGCGCAAAAAUUCUGGAGAAAAGAAUUAGACCUGAUCUUUUAUCAGAUGAAGAAGCACAAGAGGUUACAAGACUGUUAAACACAAAAGAUCCUAAAGUUCAAAAAUGGUUACCUAACACAAAUUCUCUUUUACAAGACUCUAUAACUGCUUCAGUUCACGAUUCUUCUGGUCCUGUAUCGUUAAAUGAUAGUUUAGGUCCACCGUCUCUACAAGAAGAAUCAGCUCCAGAAUCUAGUUCAGCUCCCGAUUCAAAUGAACUGCAUAUUCAAAGAUUUCUCGACAGCCAGGAUAAUAAAAAGGAAAUCGAACCUCUCUCACAGUAUUACGAAUCGACUUCUAGUUUAGACCUUUCGACGCAGGACGAAGAAGAGUUUUUAAGUCACAAAUUUGACGCCAGCGUUUCUGCAUCUGACUCUGGUUUAAUUGAUUCGGUGACGAGUAUAUCAGAAACUAACAAUAUCGAAACUGUAAGUGACGAAACCACGGAUUACGUGCCUAAACCUGUACAGAUCAUAGGCGUAGAACAUGGAGUUCAUUAUUACGAAGACGGUCACUUCUGGAUGGAAGUCCCUGGUCUCCCUCCAGAAGAAGAAGAUGACGAUCUCGAUUAUCCAGUUUACGUUCCUAAGCCCACCAAAGUUAAUUUUUCCGUGGAACCAAUCAGGGUUUUUUCCACUUUUAGUAUAUCAGACUAUGACAGGAGAAACGAAGAUGUUGAUCCUGUGGCAGCUUCUGCGGAAUAUGAAUUGGAGAAAAGAGUGGAGAAAAUGGAAGUUUUUCCUGUUGAACUUAUCAAAGGUCCUGAAGGCCUUGGUUUGAGUAUUAUCGGAAUGGGAGUAGGAGCAGAUGCCGGUCUAGAAAAAUUAGGUAUUUUCGUUAAAACGAUAACCGCCAACGGUGCAGCAGCAAAGGACGGCCGCAUCCAAGUAAACGAUCAGAUUAUAGAGGUGGACGGGAAGAGUUUGGUCGGCGUGACGCAAGCCUACGCGGCCAGCGUGCUGAGGAACACGUCUGGAUUGGUCAAAUUUAGCAUCGGCAGAGAGCGGGAUCCGGAAAACAGCGAAGUGGCCCAACUUAUUCGGCAAUCGUUACAAGCCGAUAAGGAACGGGAAGAAAGGAGACAGAGGAUGUUGGAGGCAGAACAGCAGCAAAGCGACGCCAGCACUGUUCAACUAACAGGAUCGACAAAUACUAGUGUUAGUGAUGGUCCAGUUAGUCCGACAGUGAAUCACGAAAGCCUCUUUGACAAUGAACAGGAUAACUCAGAAUCUUUAAGAAAUCUCUUGCAAGAGACACAGCGCAAGUUAAAGUUGUCUGAGCAUGAGGUUACUCGCCUGAAGUCGAAGAUAAUGGAACAAAACGGCAUUAAACCUGACGACUCCGAAAAAUUCGAACAAGUCAACAGCAGACUAAGAGAAGCGGAGCGCGAAUUGGCCGGCACCAAAAAAGAAGUGCAAACCUACCAAAACAUGUUGGAACAGUCUCAAACGCAAUACCAGUCGCUAGAGAAAAAGUACAGCAAAGCGAAACAACUAGUCAGGGAGUUCCAACAAAGGGAGCUGGAUAUGCUGCACAGAGAAGAUUUUUAUCAGCAGCUGUUACAAGAAAAAGAUACCGAAUACAAUGCGUUGGUUAAGAAUUUGAAGGACCGAAUCAUAGCUUUGGAGCAAGAUUUGUUGGAUACCCAAAGAAAAGCUGGGUUUCCCAUGGUUUUGCCCUACGACAGUAUCAGUUUGAAGCAGCUGACGCCUCAGAUGGCCAGGCGUCAACCGCCAAAGCCGCUGUUCCAGUCGAUAAAUCCGGACUUUUCGGACACUGAGGUAUCCGACCAGAGUCCCGACGAAGAUAAGACGGCCACCGUGGAGAGAAAGUUGCCUGCCAAAGAAGAACUAGACCGUGCGGUACCGCCGCACGAACUGUUAGACAUUACGGCGACGAAAAGCAAAGCCGAACUGGCCACUCGCGGUUCUCUGGCCAAUAGGCAACUCCCCAGUGCCAAAAAGGGUUCCCUAAGCAACAGCAGCUCCGAUUACGGGCUAGACGAGAGUUACAAUUCCGCCGACGAGCUGACGGAUUCCGCCGCGUACUCGCCUAAACCGUCUAAAACCAUUAACAACCAUCAUUCCUCAAGUUCCACUGUGGUGGGCCACAACGCCACCUCCAGGCCCACGUCGUUAAGCACUAACUCUCAUUAUAUCAUUCAGCCGCAAUAUACCUCCGUGCAACACCAGCAACAAUUUCGACAGCAACAGCACCAACAACAGUAUGAGCACCACAGUAUCCAAUACACCGAAGUCCAGAAAAACAGCUCCCAAUACACGGCGCAGAACAUCGUUGGCAGCCAAUCUUCCGGUGUGGUUUACGCUCGGCUGCAGAAAGAAUCGCGGACGGACGAAGUAACAUGGACGGAUGCAGGGGGUGGGAACAAAGGGGUCAUGACCGUCGGACCUCCGCCGUCACUGGCGGAACAACUUAAACAGGUUUUGGCUGAAAGGGAAAAACGUCUAGGCAGCGAUAGCGUCACCAGUUCCACUGACGAAUUAAAUGAAAAAUCCAAAAAUGACCCCGCUCAUCAUUUACUUGAAGAGAUAAGACAAGCAGUCAGUGAAGCUAACGCGAAAGUUAAGAAAGUUGUUCCCGUUACGUUAUCGCCCCCAGGUAGCACGCCUUGGUACCACCAAGGCAACACGUCGCCCGAGCCCCCGUCCCCGUCCAGCCUCAGUUCGGGUUCGGUGUCGCCCUCCCGGCACGACACCUCCUGGGCCACCACCGAUCUCAGCUUGUCGUCAUGCAGUAUCGCCAGCGACAAGCGAAGCUUUUUGUACGCCACGCCGGUCAACGAUUGGAAUAAGGAUCACGUAUGCCAGUGGUUAUUGCACAUCGGCCUAGAACAACACUUACCGAAGUUCGCGGAGCUCCAAGUAAACGGCAACGCCUUGUUGCUGCUUACGUCGGCCGACUUCAAAAUUCUCGGCAUCACCAGUGAUGACAAGAGUCGCCUCAAGCGGAAAAUCAAAGAACUAAAGGCGCAGGCGGAGAAGGAGAGGAAACAGAUGGAACGCGAUAGGAAAGAGAAGGAAAAACAGUUACGGAAAGCGGAAAAAGCCAGUAAAAAGAAGUGAGGUAGCUUAGAGACGGAGAACUAGAUUCCUUUCGAGUCAAUAUUUGUAACAAUUUUUUUUAUCUCGUUUUCGUAUCGAGCUGUGAAUAAGUAAUCUGUGUAAAAUGACCGAUCUAGGGAUAGAGCAAACAUAUUCAAGGUGAUUUGGCAUUGCCGUCCUUGAUGUGGUGACGUGGGAAACGUACUCAAACUCCUUUAUCAAAAGCCAAAUGUGUCAUGUGUAAUGAAACGGCGUGAUCGAGUAAAAACAACGUGAUAGUAGGCAUGGUAAUAUUGUAGUUCGAGUUCUUUGUAAAACGUUAAAACUAUAAUCCAGUGUUUCACCCUAUUUUUACUGUUAUGAAUAAUCAAUUAUUAUACAAUUUUAUGUUAUUCGUUACUUUUUUUACUAGAUUUAAAAUAACACACCAUCAGUGUUGCCACUGUCAAGAAUUUAGUAAUAGCUUUAAAUGAAGUUAAGAACAGAAAUUAAAUGAUAUAUGAAUGAUAUUUCUAUGCCUAUAAUAACUUUAUAGUCUGUCUAAAGAGGGGAUCCAUGACAGUGAUAGUGCUGUUUGUCACAAUUCAUAGGUAAAUUGUUUUUUCUAUCAUUUUUUUGAUGUCGUUUGUCAAAAUCUUCCCCCACUCGUUAGACAAACUAUAGUUUUGUUGGAUCAUAUAUAAUGACAUAUUCUGCUAAAUAAUUUUUCAGAGAAUGCUUAUUCACGGCAGAUUUUGUUUGUGUUGUAUCUCCUUUGUUUUGUGAGUGGUUCAAGUUUCACUGCGGUAACGUCGACACUUGUAUAAUACACGUUUGACUUUUCAAAUAUCUCUCGUGAGGCCAUAUUUUUAUUUUUACAGUAAGAAUCCAAUUUUGCGUGUAUAUAGUUCUAAUGUAAUAACUCGACUCUCAGAUUCAGAGAUGAGUGUUAGUGGAUUUGACUGUGAUGCAAAUAGUUUUAGCGGUUGUUUUAUUGAUAUAGUGAGGUUUAUUUGUAUUCGAUCGGUAUUUUGACCGAAUUCCUUUUGUUCUUAUUGUUGGAAUUGUUUUGAGAAUAUGAAACUGACUAAUUAUGGUUUCUAAACCAUUAUAACAUUUUUAUUAAAGAAUCUUUUCUUUCUUUCAAAAUGCAAACAAUGCAUUUCCAAUAGAUUAUGCAACAUAUACACAUACAGGCUGCGCCAGAAAAGUUCGCAACAAAUGGGAUUUUUUUGUUAUUGUGGUAUUGAAAAAAGUUUAUGUAAAUUUACUUCAGCAUGUCGCAUAACAAAAAAAUCAUGAUGACAUAUGUCAUGCAACAACCGUCAUGGCAGAAAAUUACAAUAAUCAUCUUUAUAUGUGCAAAAAAUGGGUUAGGUGACUAAAUAUCAAAAAAGAAAAAACAAUAAUAGAAUAAAAA